This is a messenger RNA of Chaetura pelagica (chimney swift), 1848 nucleotides long. RefSeq names its product transmembrane protein 62 (gene TMEM62). Lineage: Eukaryota; Metazoa; Chordata; Aves; Apodiformes; Apodidae. The coding region runs from base 1 to 1848 and encodes 615 amino acids. The record is from RefSeq and is a predicted model, not a curated record. Gene Ontology annotation, molecular function: hydrolase activity. The transcript is spliced from 14 exons.
AUGAGCGAUAGAAAGUACCAGGCCAAUGCAGAACGUAACAAGCUGGGCAGCAAUAACCCUCUGCUUGGGACAGUGUUUAAUUUUUAUUUUUUGCAGGUGUCAGAUAUUCAUAUCAGUAGAUUUCAGGAUCCCAAACGAACUUCUGACUUUGAAAAAUUCUGUUCUGAAACAAUUGAUAUAAUUCAGCCAGUACUUGUUCUAGCAACAGGUGACCUGACAGAUGCUAAGACAAGAGAUAUACUGGGAUCUGGACAGAUAGAAGUGGAAUGGAAAACUUACCAGUCAAUCCUGAAGAGAUCAAGGGUCAUGGAAAAAACCAAGUGGAUAGACAUCAAAGGAAAUCAUGAUUCAUUCAACAUUCCACACCUGGAUAGUGUUCAGAAUUAUUACAGGAAAUACUCUUCUUGGCAUAAAGAUGGCUCUUUCCAUUACAUUCACACCACCUCUUUUGGGAACUAUUCAUUCAUCUGUGUGGAUGCCACACUCAACCCAGGCCCUAAGAGACCCUUCAAUUUCUUUGGGAUUUUAAACACGAAUCAUAUGGAAGAGCUGUCUUUGAUGGCAACAGAAAGUCUGCACAGCAAUCAUACUAUCUGGUUUGGCCAUUUUCCCACCUCAACAAUCAUCUCCCCAGCCCCAGGAAUACGAACAUUAAUGAGUUCUGCCACAGCCUAUUUAUGUGGCCAUCUCCAUACAUUGGGUGGGCUGAUGCCAGCCUUGCACAGUCAACACCGUGGUGGCACUCUGGAACUUGAACUGGGAGACUGGAAGGAUAAUAGGAAGUACCGGAUCCUUGCAUUUGAUCAUGACCUCCUGAGCUUUGCAGACCUUAACUUUGAAGAAUGGCCUGUAGUUCUCAUUACCAAUCCCAAAUCCUUCCUUUACAGCAGUUCUGCUCAUGAGCCACUAGUGAAAAUUCUUUAUUCCACUCAUAUCAGAAUUCUGGCCUUCUCUCCUUCUGUCAUUACCUCUGUCAAAGUCUAUAUAGACACAGUUCACUUGGGGAAUGCACAUCAGGUGUCUGGCCCGCUCUAUGUACUGAGGUGGAGCCCGCAAAACUACAGUCAAGGGUUCCAUCACAUAGAUGUGACUGUCCAGGAUACUUCAGGAAGAACCAGUACGCAAAGUCACGUAUUUGCUUUGGAUGAAAACUUGUCUCUUAGAUUUAGCUUUUGGCCAUCUGUUAUUCUUCUUACUGACCACUAUGUUCUAGCUCGUGUGCUCUUUGGACUGAUUGUGCUGAUUCAGAUUGCCUUGCUCAUUAUUUUCAGAUACCUCCAAAAACCAGCACUCAAAGAAAAGCCAGGAUUACUUACUCUGACCUCAUAUUCCCUUCAUGUCUUCAGUAAAAUAAACACCUUCUAUUACUCAAUUCUGGUUCUGAAUUUAUACACCAUUUUGGGACCAUGGUUUAUAGGUGAACUGAUAGAUGGCCACGUGGGGGCCUGUUUUUCCUUUGGAGUGUUUGUUGGUGGUUCCUUCUUACACGGGGGUCUGACAUUUGUGGUUGGAAUUUUACAGAUGUUGUUUUUCAACCUGCCAUUAAUGGCUUAUCUGUGCUGGUGCCUGUUGCAGCGAUGCCACGGUCACAGCUUCUGCUCUCACCUCCAUCGCGUUGGACGCCUCACGGCUGUGCUUGUCCACCUGGCAAUGGCCCUCCUCCUGGCCUGGCAGGUCUAUUCCUGCUAUUUCCUGCAGCGAACCUAUGGGACUUUGGCUUUCUUCCUCUCCCCAAUGAGAAUGUGGUUGGUGGUGCUGACCUCAGCUCUGAUUUAUAAAACCUGGACGCUGAAAUCAUCUGAGCUUAGAUCUUACAUAGUAGAAAUGAAAAACUGUCAGAACUCAUGA